Messenger RNA from Euleptes europaea (tarantolino), 936 nucleotides. It is a transcript of the gene TRADD, whose product is annotated as TNFRSF1A associated via death domain. The record is from RefSeq and is a predicted model, not a curated record. Gene Ontology annotation, molecular function: transmembrane receptor protein tyrosine kinase adaptor activity. Gene Ontology annotation, biological process: extrinsic apoptotic signaling pathway; positive regulation of canonical NF-kappaB signal transduction. The transcript has 4 exons. Gene Ontology annotation, cellular component: tumor necrosis factor receptor superfamily complex. Lineage: Eukaryota; Metazoa; Chordata; Lepidosauria; Squamata; Sphaerodactylidae. Bases 4 to 936 code for a protein of 310 amino acids.
AAAAUGGGCGACAGCUCUGAUGUCUGGGUGGGAAGCGCUUACCUCUUUGUCCAGUCGACUUCUGAAAACGUUCUCCUGCCCUCGCUCUACGGAAAUCCAGACCGGAAGCCUCAGGUGUACAAAGCGCUCAAGUUGGCCUUUGCGGAUUCUACGGGUCGCCUCAACGGGGUGGACAUGCUGAAAGUCCACUGCAGUGACCCCCACUUGAUUGUCCAACUCAAAUUCUGCAACCGAGAGAACUGCCGCAAAUUUCUGCAAAGUUACCGUGAAGGAUCUCUCCGGGACUCUCUUCAGAGACAUCUCAAAGUCUCCUUGGCCAUGUCUAGCCCUCUCCCUGUCCAGAUGGAGCUGAAAACUGGUGCUGGGCAGUUGGACUCUAUGCUUUUGGAGGAGGAACGCUGCGUAGAAUGCAUCUCCCAAGAAAAGCCUAACCGUCUCAGGGACGAAGAAAUUAUAAAGCUGGAGGAAUCCCUCCAGAACUUGAGUUGUCAGGAAGUUUGCAGCAGCAUUGUGAGCUCAGCAAUACAGACUCCACCUGUGGAUUCUUCGCUUCCCCCCUGCAGUUCUGUGAGCAGCCUGAGUUCUUUGCCACAAGGAGACACCUUCACCUUCCAGGGACAGCAAUUUGCCAACAGAAAAAUAACCCUAGACGACCACCAGAAGUUUGCCAAACUCGUAUCCAAGAAAUGGAAGCAAGUGGGCCGGUCCCUGCAGGCCAACUGCCGAGCCCUUCACGACCCCACCAUUGAUAACUUAGCCAUGGAGUACGAGCGGGAAGGCCUUUACGAGCAAGCCUACCAGCUGCUCCGCCGGUUUAUCGACUCGGAGGGCAAGAGAGCCACCAUACAGAGACUGAUCGCAGCUCUGGAGGAUAAUGGCCUCCUAAGCUUAGCCGAGUUGCUGCUAGGGAUUCACCCCAAUGAGACCGCUGUGUAG